CUCUUUUAAAUAUCAUAAUAACAUUGAACUCAAUUAAAAAUUGACAUAUACCUAUGACAUCAUCAUCAGACUGUCAAAAUAAAUAUAUAUAUAAAUAAUAAAAUAUUAGUUUUAAUUAAUUUAAAUAAAGUGUAUUGUUUAUGACAUGAUGAUAUUAUCGAGAUGGAUUUUUUCAAAUUAAUUGAACGUUUUGUUAAAUAAAUAAAUAUUGAAAAAGUGUGGAGGUUAUAUUGUUGUCUCGAAUAAUCACGAGAUAUAAAGAUGAAAUUUGCCGAGCAUUUGUCUGCUCAUAUAACACCAGAAUGGCGAAAGCAGUAUAUAAGCUACGAGGAAAUGAAAGCAAUGCUAUAUGCUGCUGUUGAAGAAGCACCAUCAGCUGAAAGUGUUGAAUCAGAAGUAAUAUCAAGACAUUUUGCUUCAUUUGAUGAAAUAUUUUUUACAUUUUGUGAUCGUGAAUUGAAAAAAAUAAAUACAUUUUAUUCAGAAAAAUUAGCAGAAGCAACACGUAAAUAUGCAGCAUUACAAAAUGAAUUAAAAACAGCAUUAGAUGAACAAACUCGUGGUGGUGGUGGUGGUGGUGAUGGUGGUAAAAAUAAUAAUAAUAAUAAUAGUAAUAAAACAACGAUAAAACCACAAUUUUCAACGAGAAAAUUACGUGAAUUAAAAUUGGGUUUUUCCGAGUAUUAUUUAUCAUUAAUAUUAUUACAAAAUUAUCAAAAUUUAAAUUACACUGGUUUUCGUAAAAUAUUAAAAAAACAUGAUAAAUUAUUGGCUGUUGAUAGUGGCUCAAAAUGGCGUAUUGAAUGUGUUGAAACAUCACAUUUUUGUACAUCAAAAGAUAUUGAUAGAUUAAUACAAGAAACUGAGGCAUCAGUUACAUCAGGUCUUGAGGGUGGUGAUAGACAACGUGCUAUGAAACGUUUACGUGUACCACCACUUGGUGAACAUCAAAGUCCAUGGACAACAUUUAAAGUUGGUUUAUUUUCUGGUAGUUUUAUUAUAUUAUUUGUUGCUGUUGUAUUAUCAGCAAUAUUUCAUAAUUCAACAAAUUCUAAUAAUAAUAAUAAUGAUGGCAAUAAUAAUUUAAUAAUUGCAUUUCGUCUUUAUCGUGGACCAUUAUUAAUUGUACAAUUUUUAUUUUUAAUGGGUAUUAAUGUUUAUGGUUGGCGUUCAUCUGGUGUUAAUCAUGUAUUAAUAUUUGAAUUAGAUCCACGUAAUCAUUUAUCUGAACAACAUUUAAUGGAACUUGCUGCAGUAUUGGGUGUUGUAUGGACAUUGAGUUUAUUAAGUUUUUUAUAUUCAUCAUCAUUAAGUAUACCACCAUUUGUAAAUCCACUAGUACUUGUAUGUAUAAUGCUUGGUUUUUUAUUAAAUCCAUUAAAAAUAUUUCGUCAUGAAGCUAGAUUUUGGCUAUUACGUAUAUCAUGGAGAAUGAUUAUAGCACCAUUUGCAUAUGUUAAUUUUGCUGAUUUUUGGCUUGCUGAUCAAUUAAAUUCACUUGUAACACCAUUAUUAGAUUUUCAUUAUUUAAUAUGUUUUUAUACAACAACAAUAAUGGACAACAACAAUAACAACAACAACAAUUGGUCAACAAUAAAUAAUACAAAACAAUGUAUGGAAGAUUCAAUAUAUAUACGUCCAAUUGUUAAUUGUUUACCAGCAUGGUUUCGUUUUGCUCAAUGUAUUAGACGUUAUCGUGAUUCAAAAGAAGCAUUUCCACAUCUUGUUAAUGCUGGUAAAUAUUCAACAACAUUUAUUGUUGUUGCAACAACAACAUUACGUCAAAUACAUAAAAAUGAUUAUCAAAAUCAUUGGGAAAGUCCAUGGUUAUGGCUUUGGAUUGGUUCAUGUUGUUUAAAUUCAAUAUACUCAUAUACAUGGGAUAUUAAAAUGGAUUGGGGUUUAUUAGACAGUAAUGCAAGUGAAAAUAAAUUUUUACGUGAUGAAGUUGUUUAUUCAUCAGCUGGUUUUUAUUAUUUUGCAAUUAUUGAAGAUUUUAUAUUGAGAUUUAUAUGGAUAAUAAGUUAUAUAUGUGUUGAAAAUGGUGUACCACAAGAAAUAAUGACAUCAAUUGUUGCUCUACUUGAAGUAUUUAGACGUUUUGUUUGGAAUUUUUUUCGUUUGGAAAAUGAACAUUUAAAUAAUUGUGGUAAAUUUCGUGCUGUUCGUGAUAUAUCAAUAGCACCAAUUGAAAGUUCUGAUCAAACACAAAUUCUUCGUAUGAUGGAUGAUGAAAAUGGUGUUGUCAACAGAGGUAAACGUAAAGGUGCUGGAAAUAAACAAAAAAAUAUUAAAGAAGAUAAACGUGCACUUAUUAAUAAAGAAGAAACUAUUGAUAUUGAUGUAUCCAAUGUCAGUUGAUGAAAAUGUU
Messenger RNA from Aphidius gifuensis, 2371 nucleotides. RefSeq names its product xenotropic and polytropic retrovirus receptor 1 homolog. Gene Ontology annotation, cellular component: plasma membrane; cytoplasm; Golgi apparatus. Gene Ontology annotation, biological process: phosphate ion transport; cellular response to phosphate starvation. The transcript is spliced from 4 exons. NCBI's taxonomy places the organism in Eukaryota, Metazoa, Arthropoda, Insecta, Hymenoptera, Braconidae. The coding region runs from base 262 to 2361 and encodes 699 amino acids. Gene Ontology annotation, molecular function: inositol hexakisphosphate binding. The record is from RefSeq and is a predicted model, not a curated record.